GCCGCACCGCACCGCACCGCGCGGGGGGCCAUGGAGCGAGCCUAGGGCCGGCAGGAAUUGUGGGAGGCGCUCCAGUGAAGAAAUGGACCAGUGUGCAUGAUCAUGGACUCUCCUUGCUGACCUGAAUCACCGCCUGCUCUCCUUGAUAAGUGAGAGAGUGAGUCAGGAGAGAAGGAGAAGAGGUCAACAUGAAGCUAAAGCAGCGAGUCGUGCUGUUAGCAAUUCUUCUUGUCAUCUUUAUCUUCACCAAAGUUUUCCUGAUUGACAACCUAGACACAUCAGCUGCAAACCGAGAGGACCAGAGGGCUUUUCACAGAAUGAUGGCUGGCUUGCGGGUGGAGCUGGUGCCCAAGCUGGACCACACCUUGCAGUCUCCCUGGGAGAUUGCAGCCCAGUGGGUGGUUCCCCGGGAAGUGUACCCAGAAGAGACACCAGAGCUGGGGGCAAUCAUGCAUGCCAUGGCCACCAAGAAAAUCAUUAAAGCUGAUGUGGGUUAUAAAGGGACACAACUGAAAGCCUUACUCAUACUUGAAGGAGGACAGAAAGUUGUCUUCAAACCUAAGCGGUAUAACCGAGACUAUGUGGUAGAAGGGGAGCCCUAUGCUGGUUAUGAUAGACACAAUGCAGAGGUAGCAGCCUUUCAUUUGGACAGGAUUCUGGGUUUCCGCCGAGCCCCCUUGGUGGUUGGCAGAUAUGUUAAUCUACGGACAGAGAUCAAGCCCGUUGCCACGGAGCAGCUCUUGAGCACCUUCCUAACCGUAGGAAAUAACACUUGUUUCUAUGGGAAGUGUUAUUACUGCCGAGAAACAGAGCCGGCUUGUGCUGAUGGAGACACGAUGGAGGGAUCUGUCACACUUUGGCUUCCAGAUGUGUGGCCUCUGCAGAAACACCGACACCCAUGGGGCAGGACUUACCGCGAGGGCAAACUGGCCAGGUGGGAGUACGACGAGAGCUACUGUGAUGCUGUGAAGAAAACAUCCCCCUAUGACUCAGGCCCCCGCCUCUUGGACAUCAUUGACACCGCCAUCUUUGAUUACCUGAUCGGCAAUGCUGACCGCCAUCACUACGAGAGUUUUCAAGAUGACGAAGGCGCCAGUAUGCUCAUCCUUCUUGAUAAUGCCAAAAGCUUUGGGAACCCGUCGCUGGAUGAGAGAAGCAUUCUUGCCCCCCUCUAUCAGUGUUGCAUCAUUCGGGUGUCCACCUGGAACAGACUGAACUACCUGAAGGAUGGUGUGCUCAAGUCUGCCUUAAAGUCCGCCACGGCCCACGACCCCAUCGCCCCCGUGCUGUCUGAGCCUCACCUGGACGCCGCCGACCAGCGGCUCCUGAGUGUCCUGGCCACUGUGAAGCAGUGCACUGACCAGUUCGGGGCAGACGCCGUGCUGGUGGAAGAUAGGAUGCCUCUUUCCCACUUGUGAUCGCACCACAGGAUAAGCGAGACUCCUUUUUACAAAGCGAGAGAAACAGCACAAUCACUUCCGAACGGUCUGGGGUGGAUCGGAAACGGCCGGCAGCAAGCUCUGGUGACAGGGGCGGGGGUCAGGGGGGCCUUGGAUGCCUUUGGCGAUUUCUGUAGGAGAAGCGAAAGCAAAGACUACAGGUGUCCGAGCACAGGAGCGUUGCUGCUGAACCACCCAGCGUCCCCGGCCUCGGCCCCUCCAGCGGCAGGCCUCCUGGCUGGUCCAGCCUCCCUCACGUGCCGCGGGACAGACAGAGGUGUGACGUUUGGCUAGGCUAAUGCUGGGAUUGGUUCCGGAGUGGGUAGUUUGAGUUCAUCCUUAGAAUCCUUUCUCCACUCGUGUGGAGUUUCUGAAAACACUUGGCCAUCUCUGGAGUCCUUUUUUCACCGGGACUAGUCCAACUGGGAAUUUGACGGCCUCCUGAGGAGGGGCAGCCAGGAAAACCUGGCCUUC
Messenger RNA from Odobenus rosmarus divergens (Pacific walrus), 1913 nucleotides. RefSeq names its product family with sequence similarity 20, member B (gene FAM20B). NCBI's taxonomy places the organism in Eukaryota, Metazoa, Chordata, Mammalia, Carnivora, Odobenidae. Gene Ontology annotation, cellular component: Golgi apparatus. Gene Ontology annotation, biological process: protein phosphorylation. Gene Ontology annotation, molecular function: phosphotransferase activity, alcohol group as acceptor. The transcript is spliced from 8 exons. Bases 189 to 1418 code for a protein of 409 amino acids. The record is from RefSeq and is a predicted model, not a curated record.